AUGGUUCAAGUCAAGACUGCUGCUUCCCUUUUCCUCGCUGCUGCCGCCGUCGCGCCUGCUGUUGCCUACCCUUACUACGAUGCUGAUGACUCCCUCGUAACUCGCGAGGACAACGAGUUCGCUGGUGGCAUCUACGGCCGCCGCUUCACUCCCCACCGAUUGAGCGAGCGCGAUGACUUCGAGGAGCUCAUGGAGCGAGAGGAGUUCGAAGACCUGAUGGAGCGCGACCCACUCCUCGGCUUCAACCACCUCAAGAAAUGGAUCAAGGGCAGGAAGGGUGCCGCCGCCCCCGCCCCCGAUGCUGGCGCCGAGUACGCCCGUGAGCUCGAGUUCGACGAGGACCUGUUCACCCGCGAGUUCGACGAGCUCAUGGAGCGUGAGCCUAUCCUCGGCUUCAACCACCUCAGGAAGUGGCUCGGCAAGAAGAAGACCGCCCCCGCUGCUGAGGGCAACUUCGAGUCACCCCCUCUCGUCGGUCGCGAGUCCACCAACGAAGUAGUCUUCGCCCGCGAGGUCGACGAGCUCGAGGCCCGUGAGCCCGGCUUCCUCACAUGGAUCAAGGGCAUCUUCAACCCCAAGAAGAAGGCCGAGGAAGAGAAGAAGAAGAAGGAAGCGGAGGCGGCCAAGAAGGCUGCCGCUGAGCCCGCCGCCCCUGAGGCCCGCGACUACGAUGAGCUCCUCGAGCGCUACUUCGAUGACCUUCAAGAACGCGAGCUCUCCACCUCCGAGGAAGAGUUGAUGGCCCGCGAACCUUUCCUCGGCAUCAACCACCUCAGGAAAUGGAUCAAGGGCAGGAAGGGUGCCGCUGCGGACCCCUCCGCUGAGGCUCCCGUUGCCCGCGAAUACGACGAGCUCCUCGAGCGCGAGUUCUACGACGACCUCGACUAA
Molecule: messenger RNA, 888 nt
Organism: Cyclocybe aegerita
Lineage: Eukaryota; Fungi; Basidiomycota; Agaricomycetes; Agaricales; Hemipholiotaceae
Source: the annotation of a GenBank genome assembly